Puntigrus tetrazona (Sumatra barb) is the source of this 1093-nucleotide messenger RNA. RefSeq names its product abhydrolase domain containing 6, acylglycerol lipase b (gene abhd6b). The record is from RefSeq and is a predicted model, not a curated record. The transcript has 8 exons. The coding region runs from base 1 to 1020 and encodes 339 amino acids. Lineage: Eukaryota; Metazoa; Chordata; Actinopteri; Cypriniformes; Cyprinidae.
AUGGAUCAGGACAUGGUGAAUAUGUUUGCCAUUGCUGCAGGGACUCUUGCCAUCCCUCUCCUCCUUUUCAUGGCCUCUUUCAUGCUGUGGCCAUCAUCACUCAUCAAAGUCUAUUACUGGUACUGGAGGAGGACUCUGGGUCUGCAGGUACAUUAUGCAGACUGUGGGGGUUAUCGCUUCUGUUACUCAUACAGAGGAAAACCAGGCCUCAGGCCUUCUGUACUCAUGCUGCACGACUUCUCUGCUCACAAGGACACAUGGCUCCCUAUGGUGAAGUACCUUCCUAAACAUCUGCACAUACUGUGUGUCGACAUGCCGGGGCACGAGGGUACAACACGUACCAACACUGACGACUAUUCAAUCCAGGGCCAGGUCAAGAGAAUACGGCAGUUUGUAGAGGCCAUUCGGCUAAACAAAAAGCCAUUCCAUCUGGUGGGCACUUCCAUGGGUGGGACAGUGGCCGGAGUAUAUGCAGCCUGUCAUCCCUCAGACCUCUGCGGCUUGACCCUCAUCUGCCCAGCCGGUCUGAAGAACCAAAACGAGAGUAAGUUUGACAGUCAGAUGCAUGAAGUAGAGCACAGCCAGUACACGCUGAAUAUCCCUCUUAUUCCAUCCAACCCGGAGGAGAUGGAGGAGAUGCUGAAGCUCUGUUCUCACGUGCGCUUCAGAGUGCCUCUACAGAUUCUGCAAGGACUGGUGGAUGUACGGCUUCCACACAAUGACUUUUAUCAUGAAGUUUUCAUGGAAAUUAUGAGUGAAAAUUCAAAAUAUGCCUUGCAUGAGCAUAUACAGCAAAUAACUACCCCUUUACAAGUCAUCUGGGGCAAACAGGACCAGGUGGUGGAUGUGUCUGGGGCAGCGGUGCUUGCGGAGGCUCUUCCAGGCUGUCGUGUUGAUCUGCUGGAGAGCUGCGGUCAUUCUGUCGUGAUGGAGCGACCCCGACAAACAGCCAAACUCAUUUUAGAUUUCAUCAUUUCUCAGCAGAGCUCAGAGAGCGCCAGCACCAAGAAGAAAUCUUGAGACGUCUCAGGAUGUCAACUGUAUAUAUAUAUAUAUAUUUGGGUGUGUGUAAUUCAUGUUAAUAGAUUAACUA